Molecule: messenger RNA, 1980 nt
Organism: Toxotes jaculatrix (banded archerfish)
Lineage: Eukaryota; Metazoa; Chordata; Actinopteri; Toxotidae
Gene: rundc3ab
Product: RUN domain containing 3Ab
Exons: 11
Coding region: 1-1299 (432 amino acids)
Cellular component (GO): cytosol
Source: RefSeq, a predicted model, not a curated record
AUGGAGCCCGGCUGCUUGCAGGCAGCGAUGGCCAUGGGAGAUGUCUCGAAAAAAGCGUCGGCUAGGAACGUGGCGGUGGAGAGAAAAAACCUCAUCACCGUCUGCAGGUUUUCAGUAAAGACGUUGCUGGAGAAAUACACAGCCGAGCCCAUCGAUGAUUCAUCAGAGGAGUUCAUCAAUUUCGCAGCCAUCGUUGAACACAUCCUCAGCCACCGUUUCAAAGGCUCAGGCAGCUGGUUUGAUGGUCAGAGGAGUUACUGGGACUACAUCCGCCUGGCCUGUGCUAAAGUCCCCAACAGCUGCAUCAGCAGCAUUGAGAGCAUGGAAAACAUCGGCACCUCACGAGCCAAGGGCCGAGCGUGGAUGAGAGUAGCCCUGAUGGAGAAGAGGCUGUCUGAAUACAUCGCUACUGCUCUGAGGGACAGUAGAACAACCAGGAGGUUCUAUGCAGAAGGAGCCAUCAUGUUAAGAGAAGAGGCCACCGUCCUUACAGGGAUGCUCAUAGGUCUUGGAGCCAUAGACUUUAGUUUCUGUCUGAAAGGGGAGUCCUUGGAUGGAAAAUCCUCUGCAGUGAUUGAUUACACACCAUACUUGAAAUUCACUCAGAGCUAUGAUUACAUGAGUGACGAUGACGAUCAACACAGUGUUGACAGCAGCACAAGUGAUGACAGCGUCCCUGAACACCCCUACAUCCCCCUGGUCACGGACGAGGAGAGCUGGAGCACAAAGUGUCGCAAGAUGGAGCAGAGGUUCAAGAUUGUCAAUGCUCAGAAGGGUUACCUGGAGGAGCUUGUGCGCCUGCGUGAGUCCCAGCUGAAGAACACAGAGACUGAGAACAAGAGGUUAAAGGCCCGGCUGGAGGAGCUCCAGAGCCAGAGCCAGCAGGAAAAGAAGGAACUGGAGGCCAUAGUCCUGGAGCUUCAGGAGCAACUGACAAGCUUGAUUCCAUGUGACUCCAAUCACCUGGCCAAAAACCUUUCAGUCCCCCUGGUUAACCAGUGGCCGACGCUCCAGCCAUACAACAGCCAAGAGGACGUCAAGCUGUUCCGCAGGAGGAGUUUCCCCAGCACAGAGCUGCUGUCGGUGGAGGUCAGCCUAGAUUCUGACUCCCAGAGGACUGAUGGGAAACAGAACGGAGGAGCUUGGUCUCCUCCAGAAAAGGACUACACCCCCUCCAUGAUGGGCCUGUGUGGGUCCUUGGCCUCCCUCCCAAGCUGUAAGUCUCUGGCUAGCCUCAAGUCCAGUGAGUGCCUGGUAAACAUCAGCACAGAGAACAGUCCUGCCCUCUCUCCCAGCUAGGGGGCACCAAAGAAACACUGCCAACCACUUAACAGACUGAGACAAUUCAACAUGAAAACAAAUGUGGACAAAUGCGCUCUCUUUCGUGGCCCUUAUGUGAGUCCCUUUACCUUUACGCUCUGAGCCCAGCACACUCUCAACUUACACCUUUUAAGCGUUUGUGAAAGAGUAGUCUCCCUGUCUGAGACUGUCCAGCAAAGAUGCAGGAAUAGCUGCUGUACUGCCCGACGGCCUCCUUCAGUUUCACUGUCUUUCAUUGUCUUGACAUGAUUAAGCCUCCUGGAAUGCAAACAACUGGUUCAAGUUUGACCUCUCUUACACCAUGACGCUUGAUUUUGUGCAAUUACAGUCAUGUAUCUGUACCGGUCACAUUCAUCAAAACACACUGUAGGAUUGUUCUGUAUGUACCUGUCCAUUUGUCGGUGUCUUAUCAGUCUGUCAGUGUAUCUUAUUCUGCCUGUUGUAUAAUACCGGCAGGAUGGAUAAACUGUUAUAAUCUUUUAGGAAACAGAGAGGAUGUUUUGCCAUAUUAUAUUACACUUUUAUAAAAGAGGAUGGAAAGAGAUAAAAAAAAAAGAGAGGCUUUUAAUGUGAUGAGUAAAAAAUGUGGCCAGAGGAUUUUAUGAUGGAGAUUAUUUAAAAAUUAACAGACACAGCUUUAUGAUAUUAGGAUGAAUGACA